UUGCUCUACAAUCAUCAUCUCUAACACAUUCUCUCCAAAUAUCUCUGAAUCUCUGAUAUUUUCCAUUUUUCCUACUUGAUCUCUCGUCCAUGGCUGCCGUUGUUAAGCUUCAGUUAUCGCCUUCAAUUCAUUCUCAUCAAACAAGCCAACCUCCGCCUCUUAGACCGGAUUUUCGGAGGACCGGUCGAAGAUUGUUUGUACAGACGUGUAGAUCGUUCAAGCGCGACGAACGAGGAGAUUACGAUGAGAAAGAGGAAGGAAUCUCGAAAAGGUUCGUGAAAUUGAAGGAAACUAGCUCAGAUGUAGGGUUAAUGAAAGCUGUAAAGUCUUUGAAAAAUGCCGUUUCUAGUAAUUGGUCACGAUCUCCGAUGGAGAUUCAGAAGCUUGAAGAGAGUUUAUCCUCUAUUGCUAUACAAAUUGGAAGAUAUAUUGUAACAAUGUUAAGCACAGGAGCAAUCCUCUUGAUCGGAUUUCAAUUAUCAGGUGGAGAUAGUCAGAUGAAUGAUAUUGUAUGGUAUAGUUGGCUUGGAGGUAUAAUCAUCGGUACAAUGAUUGGAUCUAACAUGGUCUUAGAUGAAGUCAGUCGAGCUGGACCACGAAAUGUUGUUAUAACUGGAAGUACACGAGGAUUAGGGAAAGCUCUUGCUAGAGAAUUUCUUCUAUCAGGAGAUCGCGUUGUUAUUGCUUCACGAAGCAUUGCAUCUGUGGACAUGACUAUUAAAGAACUUGAAGAGAAUCUGAAAGAAGCUAUAAUCACGACAGGCGCAUCAUCGAGUACAAACUUAGACAAUGCUAAAGUAGUUGGCAUCGAAUGUGAUGUCUGUAAUGCGAAUGACGUGAAGAAACUGGCGGAAUUUUCAGUUAGUCAAUUUGGUUCUAUCGAUAUUUGGAUAAACAAUGCCGGGACAAACAAAGGUUUUAGACCUUUACUGCAGUUCAGUGAUGAAGAUAUUCAACAGAUUGUUUCAACAAACUUGAUUGGAUCAAUUCUUUGCACACGUGAAGCAAUGCAUAUAAUGAGCAAGCAGAAUAAAGGAGGACAUAUAUUUAACAUGGAUGGUGCAGGUUCUGGCGGAUCCAGCACUCCUUUAACGGCUGUAUAUGGCUCGACAAAGUGUGGAUUAAGACAGCUUCAUUCGUCCCUCUUGAAAGAAAGUAGAAAAAUGAAAGUAGGCAUGCACACAGCCUCACCCGGCAUGGUCCUAACCGAUUUGCUCUUAAGUGGAUCAACUGUUAAGAACAAACAGAUGUUCAACAUAAUAUGUGAACUUCCGGAAACAGUGGCAAGAACUUUAGUUCCAAGAAUGCGGGUUGUUAAGGGAAGUGGGAAAGCAAUCAAUUAUUUGACGCCUCCAAGAAUCUUAAUCGCUUUGGUUACGGCUUGGGUGAGAAGAGCUCGUUGGUUCGACGAUCAGGGAAGAGCUUUAUACGCAGCAGAGGCGGAUAGACUUCGUAACUGGGCUGAAAGUCGAACCAGAUUCUCAUUUACGGAUGCAAUGGAAAUGUAUACGGAAAACACAUGGGUUUCGGUUUUCUCGUUAUCGGUUGUUUGCGCAUUUAUAAUUCUUUCGAGCACCUUGGAGCACCGAUAGUACAUUUACGCGAGGGACCUGAUGAAGAAAGGUUUUAGAAAGCAAGUGAUUUUCUGUUUCUCCAAAAGUUGUUGAUAUGUUUUUAGUAUUGGAAGAAGAUUGCUUAGAGAAUUGUAUUAGAUGUUAAACUUCAUUGCUACCAUUGAUAGCAAUUGUAUCUAGCUAGUAUCAUUUAUCAUUUAUUUUAUAUUUUCUCAACAUCCUUGUUAU
Impatiens glandulifera is the source of this 1802-nucleotide messenger RNA. RefSeq names its product probable chlorophyll(ide) b reductase NYC1, chloroplastic. The record is from RefSeq and is a predicted model, not a curated record. Gene Ontology annotation, molecular function: chlorophyll(ide) b reductase activity. The transcript has 10 exons. Gene Ontology annotation, biological process: chlorophyll catabolic process; PSII associated light-harvesting complex II catabolic process. Bases 90 to 1592 code for a protein of 500 amino acids. Lineage: Eukaryota; Viridiplantae; Streptophyta; Magnoliopsida; Ericales; Balsaminaceae.